Molecule: messenger RNA, 5972 nt
Organism: Mya arenaria
Lineage: Eukaryota; Metazoa; Mollusca; Bivalvia; Myida; Myidae
Product: IQ domain-containing protein H-like
Exons: 24
Coding region: 78-3467 (1129 amino acids)
Molecular function (GO): protein binding
Source: RefSeq, a predicted model, not a curated record
GCAAUGGCUGCCUCUAUGAUGGUUUCAUUUCUGUAGAUUUUUUAAUUGAUUUCUCGUUUUGAAUUUAAUAUAGCAUCAUGACAGACGUUGAAACACGCCCAGAAGAAGUAGGACAAAUACUGAUCAAGGUUCAGGAUGACCUACGUCAGCUACGUGAAAACCUGACAGCCGGAGAUGGGGCCUCUAUCAGCAUCGAGCAGCUCCAGUCAGCGCUUAGCAAGACGGAGCAAGGCCUCCAGCAUCGAGCAGAGCAGAUGCUUAGCCAGCUAAACAACCAGGUACAGACACUACCUAGUGCUGAUGCUAUCCAACCCCCAGGAUUUAUUGCCCUUGAAACAACAUGGGAUCUCCGAAAACAAACACAAGGACAACAGCGUGUACAGAUGAGCCAGGGCUAUGGUCCCAGGGAGCGUCUGCGUCAGCCCAACCCACCAGGUGCUGCGCCUCUUCUUCCACUGAGACGAGGGGAGGUGAUGCAACUACAGGGACUUUCUCCAGGACAACAGAGCAAGCAGUCCCUGGCCUUACGUGCAGUCUACAACCCUCACAGUCAGAGCAACCGCAAUGUCCUCAAUGACAACUUCGGCAUACAGCUGCCCCUCAUACCACAGAAGAGGGAGAAAAGGAAGUCUUCACAAAGAGCUCUCAACCUACCAGUGCCGGCCCCAAAGCCAGUCAUGGGAAGUACAAUAGAACCACUGGCUGUUCUUCCAAAGGCAAACAGGGUUGAUGCUCAGUUGGCUCCUCCCCCUAUCAGUGAAGACGAUGCCAGGAAGGGUAUAUUGAGCUUGAUAGAGAGGGGCCUGAUUCCUCCAGCUGCUCAGUUGACCCUCGAUCCCUCCCCGGUCAAACACCGCAUAGUGCCCCUGCAUGACCCUGAGGACAGGAAUAAACCACCUUGUACACCGGAGGUAGCACCAGCUUUGGCGGGCGUCAGACUGGACCUAGUUUCAAAGCCUUACGAGAGUCAACAGGAGACAAUGGCGAGAAUGCCGGUAAUCCCGCCCCACCCCCAGUCCAUUCCUUCCUACAGCCGAACCACCUCUGGAAAGUCUCGUGCUACCUCGGCUUCCAGUCAGAAGGCGAAAACACCGGCAACCAUGAAAACUUACGAAAUGCCUUUACAGCCUAUGAAGCCAGUUCACUCAGAUCUAGUACUUGCGCCUCCCCCGACAACUCCAGCAAGCGGAGACUUCAAGAUGAUCUCCCACAGAUUUGCAGUCCAGAACGGUCGUAUACGGGACACUACAUCAGAGUUCCUGUCAUUCAAGCAGCACUACUGUCUAACAUGGGGAAGCAUCGUGACCAUGUUGAGACAUGUGGAGAAGAUGCUGUCCAACUUCGCUGUACCAGUGGCCUUUAUCAACGGAGACAAGUUAGCUGAUCUUGCUGAAGAGUUUGAGCUAGAGAUAGUACCAAGCCUUGAUGAUCUGCUGUCCUGCAUUGUGAACAGAGAUGAUGUGGAAAAUAUCAUCUAUAAACCGGGACGCCGAUUCAAAGGACCAAAUGGUCGUAACAUUGCUUCCGCCAAGAUUCAGGCCACGUGGAAAAUGUAUCGAGAGAGAAGCACGUAUCUGGAAUACAGACGACGCAAAUGGGCAGCGGGUGUAAUUGCGAUCUCAUGGAUCAUGCACAUCAAGAUGGCGAAGGUUCGACAUCAGCUCAAACAAGUGCGACUUGACAAUCUGGAUGCCUUCAGAACCAGGGCAAAGAAAUUUGCUCGGUCAUGGGAUCGUAUCAAGAAAUCAAAGCGUGUGGUGAUCCACAUACCCUCACUGGGUCUGAAUCGGGAGAUACGGGACAGCAUACACGACUUUGGCAUCCGACAGAAUACACAGAUGGCCAGGCUCUGUGAUAUACGAGAUCCGAAUGUGGAUGUCAUUUUUAUCUCUCCUGUGCCUCUCAGUGAGGAGACCCUACAGUAUUACUCCAAGCUUCUCGGUCUUAAAUCAGCAAUCGAUUCUGGUAAUGUUGAAGACCAGGGCGAAUUUGCUGAAAGAUACAAGAUAAUUGUUCCUGAAGCUAUCAAGAGCUUCCCGACCCACAGAAUGUGCCUUUCAACACUGCUGAAGUACAGCCCACAGACAAUGCUACGCAUUAAGAACCUGAUCAGGGGACGCGAGGCAUACAUGAUGACGAAUGUCCCACAUGUAGAUGACCUAGAUAUAGCCAACUACCUUGAGGUGCCGAUUUUUGCCCCCGAACCCGAGGUGGCGCAUCUGUACUCGACAAAGUCUGGCUGUAAGAGGAUAUUCGCCAGUGCAAAGGUGGACAUGCCGCCUAGUGAAUAUGACAUCUACAGUCUUGGCCUGCUCCAUGAGUCGAUGGCCCAACUGGUUACAGAGAACCUCCUGGUUAAACGCUGGCUGUUCAAGCUGGACGAUGAGUUUGAUGGAAGGGGUAUUGCAUACUGCGACAUCACGGAGCACCUGAAAUGUUACCGCUGGGCGCUCAAGGAACAGAAACGCUACGGGGACAAAUGGAGCAAGAAGUGGGCUCAGGAGCCAGUAUUUAUCAAGAUCCUGUCAGAGAUCGGGGAACUGCUAGAGGAGCACAGCACCCCUGUUAACACCAAGGUGUACUCAACAUGGGAUAAAUUCCUCACCUCCUUCCUCAGCAAAGGAGGAAUCAUAGAAGCCUGCCCACCAUCGGACAGCAUAACCACGUUGACAGUCGACAUGUUGAUAGAACCCAACGGCACAAGCAGUAUCAUCAGCUGCGGUGACCAGAUUCACGCAGAUACUCCGUUCUCCUGUUGGGGCGUGUCUGUUCCACAAGCGUCUGUGGAGCCAGAGCUUCUGAACAAAUGUUGCUUCAGGAUCGCAGAUGCGUGCAAGUCUAGAGGAAUUAUGGGAUACUUUGCUGUGGACUUUGUGACUUUCAUAGACCCACAUACGAUGGAGCAGCAGCUCUGGGCCUUAGACAUCAGUCUUCAGUACAGCGAUAGCCUCGCUAUGUUCCAGCUUAUGUCGUUUGUCAGUAACGGCACACUGAACACGCGGACACAUGUGUUUGAUGUGCCUCCUCCAAAACAGGAAGCCAAGAAGAGACGACGAAGAUUACAUGGAACUGAUGAAGAUCAACCUCUGAACACAAAUCGUUUCGGUGUGAUGAGCACUCGGCUGUUACAUACAAAUCUGUCUGUGGUUCACUACAGCGUCUUCUUCCAGAUGUGUCGAGCACAUGGCAUAGGAUAUGACAUCAAGGAAAAACAGGGAACUGUAUUUACACUAAUUGACAGUUUCAACCGAGAAAAGCUUGGAAUGCUGACGGUGGGCGAGACUCUACAAGGUGCACUGGCAAGUUUCGCCCGUAACCUGUCUGUGAUCCAUCAAGAAAUCUCAGCCCCGAACAUGCAGGGCGAAACCAACUUCCAACGUGCAAUAGGUGACAUCGAGGGCAUCCUGGGGACCACUAUACAAAAUGCCGACGAGGAAGAGACGGAUGAUACACCGGAACCAAAAUAAACGGAAUUUAGAGCAUGUUAAGGUUUCUCUGCUAAAUUAAAAAUAUUUUGUACAUUGCAAGAGCAAAAAAAAUAAUAGAAAUAAAUGCUAUAGCGUUAGUGGGGUAGUUCUGCUGCAUUUUCUAUAGUUGUUUGAACCAAAACUUUCCUAUAGAGGUAUCUCUGCUGAUGUCUUUUGUAAUAGUGUUAAAGUCUGUGAUAAACAAUUUUGUUACUAUUUUUUCCUAUUAAAAAUUGUAUAUUUUUCUUUGCUCCUGUUAAUGCCUGAACCUUUACAUUUUGAGUCGUGAUAUUUAUGAUAGUGUAUUGACUUGUUAUAUAUAUUACAAUUGACUGUGUCGGCCCAUGUUUGUAAUAGAGUGUGUUACAUUAUGAUGGACUUGGUUGCAUUGUAAUAGACUGUGUAACAGUAGGAUACAUGUGUUUAUAACAUUGUGAUCUUCUGUGUUUCAUUGUAACAGACUGUGUUACAUUGGAACAGACUGUGUUACAUUGCAACAGACUGUGUUACAUUGUAAUAAACUGUGUUACAUUGUAAUAGACUGUGUUAUAUUGUAAUAGACUGUGUAACAUUAGGAUACAUGUAAUUAUUACAUUGUGAUCUACUGUGUUUCAUUGUAACAGACUGUGUUACAUUGCAACAGACUGUGUUACAUUGCAAUAGACUAACAUUGUAAAAACUGUUUUACUUUGCUACAUUGUAAUAGACUGUGUUACAUUGUGAUAUAUUGUGUUUAUUACUUUAUUGCAAUGUGACAUUGUAACAGAUCAUUAAAUUGUGAUAUAUUUGGAACAUUGUGAUAGACUGUGCUUCAUUGCGAUGGACUGUGCUUCAUUGUAAGCGAGUGUGUUACAUUGUAAUGGGUGUGUUACAUUUAUAUGAUAUAUUGUGAUAGACUUUGUUACAUUGUAAACUAGUUAGUUACAUUAUAACAGAUGAGUUACAAUGUGAUAGUUUGUGUUACAAUGUGAUAGUUUGUGUAACAUUGCGCUAGUCUGUGUAACAUUGUGAUAGACUGUUUUUCAUUGUAACAUAUGUAACAUGCUACCUUUUAAGAGAAUAUUGUACAUUAUUACAGAUGUGUCACAUGUAAUGUUCCUUGUUUGAGGUAUUGAAGGAUUAUGGUCUGAUUUUUGCUUGUAAUUAGAUAUAUCUAAACCGCCUUCGUUAAGAUGCAUUUUUGCAAUGACUUUUUAUUGCCUUUUUUCAGCAACUUGAUACGAUGUUCAUCUGGCGUAUUGGAAUUUCAUUCACAUACUUUCAUUUUAUGCCUUGUUAAUGAUAUUAAUUUGGUGUAAUAGAUUUCAUAGAUAUGUAUGCCUUUUUCAUUUAUUUCAUUAAUGUAGUAAUCACUGAAUCAUUCAGGGAAGAGAAUUGCAUUUCAAAAUACUGCCAUUUUAAGGUUCACGCUCUUAAGUUCUAACAUUCACUAAAAAAAUAUAUUAGUUUAGCUUUAUGUAUUCAAGAUUGAUGCAGAAAUAUAUAUUAUAUUCACUGCUGAACAAUCACAAUUAAUCAAAUUUUCUUAUAUUUAGCAAAAAGUAAUUUAGUAUUUUUAUUCGACCAAUUAACAUUCCAACAGUAUUCCAAGAAAUGCAUUUACCUGUAUUUUUUUCUGUGAUAACUCAUAAUCAAUUUCCGUCCAACUCUGUAAAGGGACUAGACACCAGAUGAUACAAUUGCAAGAAAAUGAGAAAAUUGAUACCCUUGAGUACAACCCAUUGAAUCUUACUUACUAUCACAUAGCUUACAACACAAGUAUCCUUCACAGAUUUUGUGUAUUUUUCAAAUUUAAAAUUUACUUGCUUUGUCUACCAUGUAAAUACCAGUAAAUUUAAAAAAUAAUGUCAGAAUAUGUAUCUGUACUAAUCACAUGACUAAAUAUUCACAUUUUAAACUGGAAAUCCUUAUGCACUAUUUUUAAACAUGUAAACUCAAUUGAGACAGCAACAAAAUAUUCUUUUAAUCAUGUAAGUGUUGUAUUAUUGGCCUCAUACAAGCUGGUAUUGAUAGUUCUAGGCUUGUUUAAAAAAAAAUAUACUGUAUUUGCCUAUUUUGGGACCAUCUGGUGUAUAGUCCCUUGAAUGCUCAAGUACUUAAACAUUCAAGCACUAACAAAAUUUAACAUGGUGGUGUUAUUUAUUCUUUGAUGCAUACUUGAAAUUAUUUCAUUGUAUUACAAAAUGCUUUCAAUGUUAUACUUAACAUAUUUCGUUUGUGUUUUUUUUUGUCAAAACCUCAUAAGAAAUUGAGAGAAGCUUGCCAAUUUUAAGGCACUAACAUAUCAAGCUUGCCAGAACUACUUACAAUAAAACUGUUAGUUUUUCUUAUUUGAUCAAAAUACCUUUGUUGAAUGAUUGGUCUUAUAUUUUAAGAUGGUCUGGGUUGUUAUUAGACAUCAUGAUAAAUUCACUUGUAAGAUUGUUGAUUUUUUCAACACUGUUCUUGUUGACAUGACUUGUUUUGAUGUAAUGUUAAUGAUGGAAAUUAAAAGGUAAAUAGAUA